This is a messenger RNA of Eleginops maclovinus (Patagonian blennie), 4707 nucleotides long. RefSeq names its product family with sequence similarity 171 member B (gene fam171b). The record is from RefSeq and is a predicted model, not a curated record. The coding region runs from base 168 to 2564 and encodes 798 amino acids. The transcript is spliced from 8 exons. Lineage: Eukaryota; Metazoa; Chordata; Actinopteri; Perciformes; Eleginopidae.
CACCAGCGCAUCCUUUCUCCAUGGGGCUUUCCCCCCUCAGUGCACACCAACAUUCAAAGGAGCCAUGAGAGGGGUGAGGCCUACAGGAUAAGCAAACACUGCUGGACCCUCUUCUCCUCCCGAGCUCGAGUCUCUCGGUCCGGUAUGUCUGCGAGCCUGCUCUCGCCAUGCCCGCUGCUGAUCGCUCCGUGCUGCCGCUGCUGCUCAUUCUGCCGUCGCUGCUCCUGAUUUGCUGCCUGGAUGAGGUGGUGGGAGCAGCGGAGGAGGGCGGUGGCCUGCCCUCCUCCUCACCCGGGGACAAUGGCCUCACCGUCGCAGUCGGAGAGCAGUCCGCCACCGAACCGACGGCCCUGGGGAGGUUUCCCAGCACCACCGCUGUGAUAGAAGAGCCCGAGUUUGCCCUGAGGGUUCUGGUGAGGGACCUGGUGACCCGUCAGGCGCUGCCGGGUGCUUCCGUGGAUGUUUAUGUAAACCACACCCUGAGGAACUCCGUCCGAACAGGGGAGAGGGGUGAAGUUCUGCUGUGGGUGUCGUACAGCCCGGGACUCAGCCUUACUCUGCUGGGCAACAUGGAGGGCUACGUCCCCAGCCCUCUGCCCUGGAGCUCCACCAAGAGGCCGAUUUUCUCUGCUGUGACGCUGCUGCUGCUGCCUCACAUUCAGGGAAACAUCUGGCUGUAUCAAGACUCGGUCCUCAUCACCGGGAAGUUACCGGACAGCUCAUCCCAGCCCAAGGUCCAGUUCCCGAAGAACCUCCUCACCAUGUCUGAUAACAGCAACGUCUCCUCUGUGACGGCUUACCUGACCAUACCACAGCAUCACCUGGCGAAGGACUGUGCCAACUGCACCCCAGGCAUCAUCAGCCAAAAAUCCUUGUUGAGAGGCAUCGAGCUGAAGGCGGUGGCAGCGGUGGAUAUCCUGCUGUACUCUGCUGGGCAGGAGCUCCAGGUCCGAGGGCCCAUUCAUAUUAGCCUGCCCCUGGGACACAGCACCCGCCUAAGGGCCUCUGACACCGUGCCAGCCUGGGCCUUCAACGUAAAGACAGGUGCCUGGGAGAAUCAGGGUCUUGGAAUAGUGAAAGCAGCUGGGGAUGAGCUGGUUUGGACCUACACUGCUUCCCAUCUGGGAUACUGGAUCGCCGCCCCGAUCCCCACAUCACACGGUUACCUUUGGCAUGGAAGAUCCUUAGAUUUCAUCUCGUACCACGCCUAUUUGAUCAUGGGAGUUAUGGGAGCAUCGCUGGCUCUUGUCAUUGGAUGUCUCUCCUUGUUGCUGUGUCACUGCGGGAGAGACUCUUAUCGAGAGCCCAGGAGGAGAGCACGCUUUUCCAAACUCACAGUGGUGAAAAAAGACCAAACCACCUCCACCCACAUGGAGGAGGGCUUGCUGUUCCGUUCUGGAGACAACAGCCGCGCUUCCUGUAGUGUCCAGUGCGAACCCUCCAACACGCCGAGGCACAAAGCCAACUACAACAUCUAUGUGGAGGAUCCAGGGAGCCGCCCAGGGGCCGCUCUAUACGAGAACAUCGCUCUGGAUCGGAUCAAAGGCUCCCAGCAGCCCUCUCACUACAUCAACAGUGAGGAGGUGGCUCGGAUACGGGAGAAGGCAGAGCUGAACCGGGCCAACAUGAACUCUGACAACUUCUUUCAAGAUAAGCUGGUCCACAUUUAUAACCAGCCAGUGGCCAUCAUCCAGGCUCCAGAGCUGUUCACAGCUCAGGACCUUUCCGCCUGCAAGUCGGCUACUUUCCCCCGCAAGGGGGAGUAUGAUGCUCACUCAGAUCCAGCGAAUAAAGACCACUACACCCAGACACUACCCAAAGGUGGAAGCAGCCCACAGCAGAGCAGCCAAGAUGAGCCCCAGCCUCUGGAGACCCCUCCUGCAGGCCAAGGCCCUAAUGCCUUGUGGGGCCGCUACAAUAACCUGCUGGAGUCCUCCGUCUCCGUGCCUGGGACUCUGAACGAGGCAGCUGGUAUGGGGGCCUUCGGCGGGGGCCGCGGAGGACCCAGCGAGCUGCAGGGGAUUUCAGAGCGCACCUUGCUGGAGCUGACCCGAGGGAAGUCUCCCCGGGCCUGGUUCGUCUCCUUAGAGGGGAAGCCGGCUGCCUCGGUUCGCCACUCCAUCAUUGAGUUGCAGAAUCGCCACCGCCCGCACAGCAGCAACGACACCAGCCUGGACUCGGGGGUGGACAUGAACGAGCCGCUCCAGAACAUCCGCGAGACGGAGCGAGAGAGGAGAUCCAUCAGGGCCUCCUCCCUGCCGUUCCACAGCCGUGCGGGGCGUUAUGGUGAAGAGCAGGACCUGAGCAGCAGUGAGAGCGGGACCACAGCCACCUGCACGCCUGAGGACCCAUACCUCAGGAACAUUUUAGACGGGAGCAGCGGGGCUAUUCCUAAUAUCCCUGAGGAGCGAGACGGGAUGGAUACCUCCAGCGCUCAGGAGGACAGCGAGUCCAGAGGAACGCCGCCCCCACGCCGCCUGAGGAAGGUGAGGGAGAAGGGGAAGACAGAAAAGAGGAGCGCCAAGCACGUCCGCGAGGGGAGACCUCUGACCAAGAGAAGUUAGAGCAUGACUUGUUGCAAACUUUUUUUUCCAUUAGUGCUUAACUAAUAUGUCUCAUUGAAGCCACACUGAGCUGUAUUCAUCACAUGGCGUCUUUAAAAUGAGUUUUUGCUCACGCAGGCAUUGUUGGUGUCGAGUUACGUGAUUGUACAACUUUGCCAAAGAAUGCAUACGCUUGCUCAAGAUAUCAAGCAGGAUCUAUGUCACGUCCAAUCAUGAUGUAACUGCUGUUAGACGCGUGUGUGCACCACCAUUCUCUGAAUCUGAACAUCACCAGCGAGAUUCUUCACAGCUAAAUGUCCAUGAGAACACCACAUCCCACCGUCCCCAGUACCGGCAUUAAAGAGGUUGCCUUCUUGCUGCCUGUCAUCAUUGAAUAUGAUCACAUAGGGCACAGUAUUUGUCUAGAUCUAGUCAAAUCCGAUGAGUUUGCAGGAUGGACACAGUGCACUUAUCCUCACCAUAAAUGCCUGUUGUUAAUAAAUAAGAUACAGUAGCUUACUGACAUUAUGUUGUCAUCAUUCGGCCUGAUUUUCUGAAACUCUAGGGAAAGAUUCAAUAAGCUCUGUCACAACAUUAUAUUGGAUUUCUUAAGAACUACAACUUUCCACCUCUCACUGGAUUUCGGACAAAAACACAGAUGUUCAUUGUGACGCUAAGCUGCCAUUUUGAAGUUAAACACCUGAUAGUUAAGGUUUUAGGCCUAGGAUUAUUUUAGAAUGCAUGAAAAAGAAUGUUUCCUCGCGUGUAUGAAAAUAUUUUGUAAGUAACUCAGUCAUCGUAGCUGUUUGAUUACUUGGGGAUUGAAUGUUACUUUUCAUUGUCUUGGAAAGACACUCAGUGUUGUGCUGCCGACUGUAGGGGAUUAUUAAAACAAAAAUACCCCAGGACUAGGAUUUAUCAAUCACAACUAAAUAUCCAGAAGAACUGUAUUAUCCCUCUACACUUUAUUUAAUUAAUUUGGUGCCUUGGAGUUUCCAGCAUGUAUUCCCAAACCUCUUUUUACUUUGUCCCAAAGAUAUUUACAUCCUGACCAUGGGAUUAAAAUGUUAUGGGUAUGACCGUAGAAAGAAAAAUGUUUUUUAAAUGAAUUUGUAAUUGUCUGAAAUAAUAUUUUGUACAGUUAAUAACAUUAACAUUAACAUUAAUCAAACAGGCUUUGGUAAAAAUACAAUUCUAACAGAACAACGUUGUCAAUUUGUAUAAAGAAGGAUUUUACUUUAUAAAAAGAGUCAAAUGUUUGCUAACCCUAACCCUGUCCUCUAACUGACACGGCAGCUUUUGUUUUGACUCCAAUAAAGCACACUACACUUUAAUACCUGCCCUUUUGUUAAAAACGUGUUACAUUUUGAGAAACUAUUACGGCAACAGCACAAUUUCUGAACACUGACACUGGUCAUCCAUGACGUUUGGCAAAACCUUCACCACGAUCACCACAAAGCGAGCAAUAUUUAUCAUCAUUGGAAAUCUAAAAUGGAAAAUCUAAUUUUUGCCAUAUUCAGUCUUCCUUCUAACUGUAAAAAUGUUCCCUGAUGAGUUCACGUUGUGUAUUCGGCUCGAUUCUGUAGCUACAUUCAUGUGUUCUUUUGUAUAUAGUAAGGCAACAUUUCAUAUAUUACGUGGCUGUGAUUUCACUUGUUUUGUGCCGUUUUCUUCCAUCUAAAAGUCUGAGAGGUGCGUCAGUGUGUUUCGGUGAAUGUUCGAAGGUUUUUGAACCAGUCAUAUGAGAUGUUAUCCAUAAGGUUAGCCUAAAGAGUUGAGUUUUUUUUUAACAGGGAGUGUACAACAAGCCUGAGCUUUGUCAUUUUUAAAUGUAGCAACAAGUUGAUCACUUAAUCAUUCGGUAUGCUUACAAAUGAAGAUGUGUUCUCCUGGUAGCCAUCAGCUUGAAAACACAGCACACAGUAGUUUGUGAACACUUGGUGCUGAUGUACUGCCACUCCCGUUUUAAAGUGAUCUCUCUGAAUGUAUUUGUAUUGAUUUUGAUGUGUUCUCUAGUGUGCUCCCCUUGUGUCUACCCAUCGAACCUCAUGGGCUUUUGUUUCUUCCAAAAUGGCCACCUCUUGUGUUUACCUCUGUGAUUAUGGUAGUGUUAUUAGUCUUGCCUUUUUUGUGCACUAAAUUAAUAAACUUACUUGAUACCAAA